Rotaria sordida is the source of this 1128-nucleotide messenger RNA. Lineage: Eukaryota; Metazoa; Rotifera; Eurotatoria; Philodinida; Philodinidae. The record is from the annotation of a GenBank genome assembly.
AUGACUGAAUCAAUUUCAACUAAUUAUAGUAUUCCUUCGGUAAUGAAAGCUGCUCAACAAAAUGGUUAUGGAGAAGUACGUAAUGUAUUAACACUUCGUAAUGAUGUACCUGUACCAUAUGAAUUAUCAUCAAAACAAACUCUUAUUCGAGUACAUGCUGGAUCAAUUAAUCAAAUUGAUUGGAAAGUAUUAAAUGGAAAUUUUUCAUCUCUUGUACGAUUAUCAUUUCCUCAUGUACCAGGUAAAGAUGUUGCAGGUGUUAUCGUGAAUAUUGGUUUAGGAGUAAAACGUUUUCAAAUUGGUGAUAAAGUUUAUGGAAAUCUUGGAAUGAAUGAUGGUAGUUUUGCUGAAUAUGUUCGUGGAGAUGAAUCAUUAUUUUCAUUGAAACCAAAUAAUAUAACAAUGGAAGAAGCAGCUGCUAUACCUUUAGCAUGUCAAACAAGUUAUCAAGUUUUAUUUAAAAAAGCUUCACCACCUAUUGGAAUGGAAAGUAAAAUAUUAAUUUGUGGUGGAAGUACAGCAACUGGUUUAUAUGCAAUUCAAUUAGCAAAAGCAGUUGGAGCUCAUGUAACAGCAACAUGUUCACAAAGAAAUUUUAGUCUAAUGGAAAAACUUGGUUAUGAUAUAACACAAACAAAUAUUGAAACAAAUAACAAUCGAAAUCAAUUACAUAUAAUUGAUUAUAAUGAAAAAGAUUUUGAACAUGAACUUAAGGGUCAAAAUUAUGAUGUUGUAUAUGAUUGUAUUGGUGGUGAACAACAAUGGAUAUCAGCACAACAAGUAUUAAAAUGUGGUGGUCAAUUUAUUACUAUUGUUGGUGAUGAUAGAAAAUCGAUUAUUUCAUUAAAAUCAUUAGUUUCAGUUGGUUCUAGUUUAAUAAAUCGAAAAUUUUGGUCGAUUUUUGGUUCAUCUCAUCAUAAUUAUAUAUUUCAUUUUGUAAAUCAAAAUUUUCAAGAACUUGAUGAUAUAAGAACAAAAUAUAUUGAAACAGGAAAAGUUAAACCAUUAAUUGAUACAAUAUAUGAUUGGCAAAAAGAUGAUGUUGAAGCUUUAUAUUUACUCUAUGAAAAAUCCAAAAGUGAAAAAGCACAAGGAAAAUUAAUUCUUAAAAUAGCUCAUGAAGAAUAA